GCCAUCAUGACAAGGUUAGCCUCUUGGAAAUACGAUGUCUUCAUCAAUUUUAGAGGUGAGGAUACGCGUUAUGGUUUUACAGGAAAUCUGUAUCAUGCUCUAAUGCAAAAGGGAAUUUGGGCCUUCAUGGAUGAUGAAGAGCUAGAACAAGGAGAUGAAAUCAUGCCAACACUUCUCCAAGCAAUUGAAAAUUCUAGAAUGGCUAUUGUUGUAUUUUCUAACACUUAUGCUUCUUCAACAUAUUGUCUCAAUGAACUUGUCAAGAUCCAUCAAUGCGUUAAGGGGAAGGAUCAGUUGGUUUUGCCCAUAUUUUAUGACGUGGAUCCAUCAGAGGUGCGACAUCAAAAAGAGAAUUAUGGACGUGCAUUGACUAUGCAUAAAAGAAACUUCAGGGCUAAUGAAAGGAAGAUACAAGCUUGGAAGCUCGCACUAAAUGAAAUAGCUAAUCUUUCUGGCUUCCCUCAUAAUCCCAGGAAAGAUUAUGAACAUAAGUUGAUCGAGAGAAUUGUGGAUGAAAUAUCAAAAAUAAUUAAUAGGGUUCUUUACUCUCUACCUAAACAUCAUGUUGGAAUAGUGUCUCGGGUGCAAGAAAUAAACACUCUUUUACAAAUUGGGUCAAAUGACAUGGUCAACAUGGUAGGAAUUUGUGGAAUUGGAGGGAUAGGUAAAACAACAAUAGCACGUGCGGUGUGCAAUUCAAUUGCUGGUAAUUUUGACAAUGUGUGCUUUCUCCCUGAAAUUAGAGAAGAUGCAAGGAAAAAAGGCCUGGAAGGAAUUCAAGAGAAAAUGCUUUCAAAUAUUGGAGUGGGCGUCAAAAUAGAAGAUGCUGAAAAAGGUGUUGAAAUAAUAAAACUCAGAGUCAAACAAAAGAAAAUUCUUUUGAUUUUGGACAAUGUUGACAAAAUAUGAGCAAUUAGAAAAACUAGCCGGCGAGAGCAGUUGGUUAAGUGUUGGGAGUAGGAUCAUUAUAACAACAAGAGAUAAACAUUUACUUACAAGACAUGAAGUUGAAAGAAUUUAUGAUAUUCAGGCAUUCAAUUAUGAAGAAUCUUUUACAUUAUUGAAUUCAAAUGCCUUUAAAAGUAACCCAGCAAAUCCGAAGUACCUAAAGGUUUUGAAUCAUGCAAUAGCUUAUGCGCAAGGCCUUCCACUAGCCCUUGAAGUAAUAGGUUCUAACUUAUGUGGAAAGAUUAUUAAUGAGUGGGAAUCAAUGUUAGACGUAUAUAAAAGAAUUCCACCUAAUGACGUUCAACAAAAAUUGAGAGUGAGCUAUGACGGCUUAGAUCAAGUUGAAAAAGAUAUAUUCCUUGAUAUUGCUUGUUUUUUCAAAGGGAAAGAUUUGGAAUAUGUCAAACAUAUGGUGGAAGUAGUUCAUGACUAUGAUGACCUAAGUUAUUUUAUUAGAGUGUUGGUGGACAAAUGUCUUGUAAAGAUUGAGAAUUGUUGUAUUGAAAUGCAUGAUUUGAUACAAGAUAUGGGAAGAGAAAUUGUUCGCCAAGAAUCAACGAAAGAGCCAGGAAGACGUAGUAGAUUAUGGUAUUAUCAUGAUAUUGUUCAUGUUUUAGAAGACAAGACAGUAAGUAAUCAAGAUUAUCUACUUUUUCUCUGUCUUAUAAUUUUAUUGACAAAACAUUAAGUAACUAAAAUUAUCUACUUUUUCUCUGUCUUAUAAUUUUAUUGUUCUUUCACAAUUUCUUGGAAGAGUUCAUUUUGUUGAUGAGAUUUAUAUUUAUUUUUCUUGUAAUGUGAAGUUAUUCACUCAUGCUUUUGUUUUAUAAAUUGAAUGAAUAGAAUUAAAUAAAUAAAUGGAUUUUUCUGUCUAGUUGGGUCUUCGGGGUAGUUCUAAGGGAGAAUGACAGUUAGGUCUCAAAACAAUGAAUUAACACCAAUUAAGUCCUUGACAAAUUUUUUUGAAAUGUCAAUUGAAAAUAUCGAUC
This is a messenger RNA of Prosopis cineraria, 1937 nucleotides long. Its product is annotated as TMV resistance protein N-like. NCBI's taxonomy places the organism in Eukaryota, Viridiplantae, Streptophyta, Magnoliopsida, Fabales, Fabaceae. The transcript is spliced from 2 exons. Gene Ontology annotation, biological process: defense response; signal transduction. The record is from RefSeq and is a predicted model, not a curated record. Gene Ontology annotation, molecular function: ADP binding. The coding region runs from base 7 to 909 and encodes 300 amino acids.